This is a messenger RNA of Polychytrium aggregatum, 884 nucleotides long. RefSeq lists its product as uncharacterized. The transcript has a single exon. The record is from RefSeq and is a predicted model, not a curated record. The coding region runs from base 61 to 735 and encodes 224 amino acids. Lineage: Eukaryota; Fungi; Chytridiomycota; Chytridiomycetes; Polychytriales. Gene Ontology annotation, molecular function: protein binding.
CAUUGGCAGGAAGUCAGCAACAAGUCCACCGACUCGAUCAUCAAGUCGAUUGCCACGCACAUGCUUGGAUGGAUGCACUAUCUCGGCCGAGGAACCAUGCGCGACGAACAGAAGGGUGUCAAGAUCAUCCGCGAGAACAAGUCAGAUGAGUUCCUCCUUGGAGAGGGCGAGUGCCUGGUUGCUUGGUCGCUCACCUCCUCGGACUCGCCCGCAGCCCAGAUGUUCUUUGAUUUGUGCCGGCUGGGAUCGGACCGAGACUGGCUGUGCAAGCAUCUUGCGGCCAUGUGUCUGAUCCAUGGAUUCGGAACCAUCCAAGACCAGACCAAAGCAGCGGGGAUCUUCGAGUCGCUCGCUCGCGAAGGACACAGUCAUAGCCAGAAUUGGCUGGGUUGGUGCUGCUGGCGGGGAUGGGGAGUGCCUGAAAACUAUCCAAGUGCAUUCGAAUGGUUCACCAAGUCGGCCAACCAAGGCAACUCGUAUGGGUAUCUGGGAGUUGGCUGGUGCUGCUACUACGGAACGGGGGUCGCCGAGGACAAACCCCAGGCAGUCGAGUGGUAUCGCAAGUCGGCCGAACGAGGCAAUCGGUACGGACAAUGUUGGCUCGGCGACCGCUACCAAUAUGGCCAAGGUGUUGCCAAGGAUAUCGUCACCGCCAUCCUUUGGUAUCGCAAGUCGGCGGACCAGGGCGACGAGCUGGCCAUCAACGAACUCAAGAAGCUCGGCAGAUGGCCUUGAUCGACCAAGUUUGCGGCGAUCUGGCGUUACAUAUGCAAGCAGACCGGGAAGGCAAGCAAGCUGGCCAUCAACACCCCAUUCCGAGCGAUACUGAGCUUGGCAGUCGAUACCCCCAAUACAGUGUGAUAUCGAUGUGAUAUCGGUUGCUG